AGAAAUAACGAAUACAAUGUCAAAUGAAAAUGAUGAAACCGGAACGUCUCGUUGUGCGCAUGCGCUCUCCAGCCAGGAAGUGGCGUCAUUGAACUAGUGUUGCUAUUGUUUAAGUUGUGUCUUUUUCCUGGAAAUAGUUGCUAAAAGAAGAUAACGCUUUUCACAAGGCUCCGGUUCUCCACCAAGUAAACGCUAAAAGCUCGACUACCGUUUUUCUGUUGUGUUUGAAACGAACGACGACGUUUCAAUCCCACGGACCGGACCCUGCCUGGUAAACACGAACAAAAAGAAUGAGAAAGGCGUGCUCGACACUGGACGCAUUUAAGUUCAUGCGUGUGUUUAUUUCACUAGCCGAUCAAGUCAUUAUGAAAUGUUCCUCCCAGUGUAGCGACAAUGUCCGGCUUCGAGCUGGUUCCGAUGGACGGCGGGGAUGCCAUCCAGCUUCCUCCUGGGGAGACUGUCCUGGGCCGAGGCCCUUUCCUCCGAGUGAGCGAUAAGAGAGUGUCCAGACAACACGGCCUGCUGGACAACCGAGAUGGACGACUGCGCCUCAAGCCGACGCACUCCAACCCGUGCUUCCUGCAAGCGGCGCCGGACGAGCGGCCUCGCCCGCUGCCGAGAGACGCCUGGUGCCCCCUGCGCCGCGGCGACAUCUUCUCACUGCUGCCGGGACAGCUCAUGUUUCGAGUGGCGGCGGCGGCGGACGGCCCCCUCGGACCGAGUGCCACGUGUGAACACGGCGGCGAGAUGGCCCCGGCGGUCUUGCCUGGGACUCGCGAGAAACGUCGCUUACCUUUGUGGAUGAUGGCGCGCGUCGGGACGUCCCCCGCCACCUCCCCCGGACGCCAAGCCAGCAAGGAAAGCCGACGCGGCGGGGAGACGACAAAAGUCAAGAGGCGACGGAACGAAGGGGCACGCGCAGAUGAGUGGACACAAACCACCACCGUAACGGAGAGAGUGGACGUCGCGUGCCGACAAGCAAUUUGUUGGGCCGAGGACAUCCCGUCAUCCAAGUGUGACGUCGAAACGUGCGGCGUCGCGGCGUGCGCUGGACAGGCCGGCUCAAAAGGCAACAAAAAAGACCAGGCCGCUUCCCAACCGCGAGCUGCGUGUCCUUAUGGAAAAGACUGCUACAGGAAGAACCCUCUCCACUUGCGGGAGCGCAGCCAUCCCGGAGACUCAGACUACGAGGAGCCGGAGGAGAACGAGCGACCCGAAUGUCCCUACGGCACCGAUUGCUACAGGGAGAAUCCUCUUCACCGUAAACAAUACAAGCACACAAAGAGAGCAGGUAAGUGCGCGCACGCACGCACGCACGCACGCACACGCAUCAUUAAAGCCGCAAACCACCUUGUGCUUCCUGUCAGGUCGCAGCCUCCGCGGGACGGCGGCAGCGGCGGCCCACGUGGAUUCCCAUGGGGACUCCCAUGACAGUUUGAUCGACAACAGCGAGGACGGCCAUUCCGACUCGGACUACGUCCCUCCGCCUGACUCCGACUGAACCGCUUUGCCGGCCCGCCGGCCCUUGUGCUCCACGCGGGCCCGACUUCAUCAUCAAAUGAGCGCAGAGACGAGUCCAGUCGUACGGACAGAAAGGGUCUCCUCGUAUCACGUUGCCCGUGGACUCCGUCCGGCCGGUCCUCCUUUACCAAUGUCGGCAAUUUGGCGGAUUCUACAACCAAGCGUCGAACCUCCUCUCACUAAUGAAGGAGGGAGCGGAGCGGAGCGAGCGGAGCGGAGCAGCUGCUGACAAAACAUCAACAAACACAUGAGGAGAAAAGACUUGAGCCAUUGUCUUCCAGAAGUGACAAAAGGAUCAAGUUGUGAAGGACAACGUUUCUUCCCACUUUGGCGUUUAUUCUGCCGAUGACAAAAACAGGACAUCAAAAUUCGACACAA
Syngnathus acus (greater pipefish) is the source of this 1899-nucleotide messenger RNA. It is a transcript of the gene aplf, whose product is annotated as aprataxin and PNKP like factor. The record is from RefSeq and is a predicted model, not a curated record. The coding region runs from base 394 to 1431 and encodes 345 amino acids. The transcript has 9 exons. NCBI's taxonomy places the organism in Eukaryota, Metazoa, Chordata, Actinopteri, Syngnathiformes, Syngnathidae. Gene Ontology annotation, molecular function: DNA-(apurinic or apyrimidinic site) endonuclease activity; 3'-5' exonuclease activity; protein binding. Gene Ontology annotation, cellular component: nucleus; site of double-strand break. Gene Ontology annotation, biological process: double-strand break repair.